AUGGCCUUAAAAACAGAAGAAUACGUAAGUAAACGUGACGAAAAGAUCUACAACUAUCAGGCCGAGUUAAAAGAGUAUCCGACACUGCACCAUCAUACGGCCGAUGACGAUUUGAAUAUAGAUUACAAUUUUCUCAUCACCGGUGGCUACCGGCCCAAAAAACAGAACCUCACAAAAUAUUUGGUUUCGAUUAGUAGCGAGAAGAUGACAAAAUUCUUCGGUGAUGGACAUUUUUGUGGUGGUUCUAUUAUUAAGCCGAAUGUUAUUGUAACCGCCGCGCAUUGCAUACGCAAAGACAUGUAUGGCCUGCAGAUGCUUAGAUCCGUUAUUGUUAUAGCUGGUACGCCAAAUCGUUUUGAAAAAACCCCUAAAACACAAGUUAUGAAAGUGAAGCGUUACGUCGUUUACCACGCGUCUACCGGCGGCGAAUCAGCUGAUAUUGCGCUAAUUGUGCUGCAGAAAAACAUUCGUAUCGAUGGUGUAACUACAGACAUUUUACCGCUUGCCGAUAAGCCACCCAAAGCAUGGAUGCAUUGCACCGUUGUGGGCUGGGGAAGAGUUUUCGAUCAUGGACCACUGGUGGCCGAACCUUUGUAUGUGGAUUUGGAUAUGUGGUCGAUACGUAAAUGUGCAUCGUACAAACGGUUUUAUGAACCUUCAUUGUUAUGUGCGGGCGUGCUAUAUGAUCCCGAUCGUGAUUCGUGCUCUGGUGACUCGGGUGGACCUUUAAUAUGUGAGGGAAAAUUGUAUGGCAUUGUGUCGUUUGGCAUCGGCUGUGGCACGCCUGGCUUCCCCGGCUUCUAUACGAACGUGUUUAGGUACUUGAAGUGGAUAGCUGAAAAUCGUGCGGAUUUCUUUGGAAUUAACUAUAGUCUAAUAGUGUUUAUGGGCUUUUGUUUAACGCUUUUAUGA
Messenger RNA from Rhagoletis zephyria (snowberry fruit fly), 912 nucleotides. RefSeq names its product trypsin I-P1-like. Lineage: Eukaryota; Metazoa; Arthropoda; Insecta; Diptera; Tephritidae. Gene Ontology annotation, molecular function: serine-type endopeptidase activity. The record is from RefSeq and is a predicted model, not a curated record. Gene Ontology annotation, biological process: proteolysis.